This is a messenger RNA of Tremella mesenterica DSM 1558, 366 nucleotides long. RefSeq lists its product as uncharacterized. The transcript is spliced from 4 exons. NCBI's taxonomy places the organism in Eukaryota, Fungi, Basidiomycota, Tremellomycetes, Tremellales, Tremellaceae. The record is from RefSeq and is a predicted model, not a curated record. Gene Ontology annotation, biological process: proton motive force-driven ATP synthesis. The coding region runs from base 1 to 366 and encodes 121 amino acids.
AUGGCUUCUCUCAUACGUCUCACCGUCCGUCGUGCCACCCCUCUCUCGAGAUCUUUCUCCGUCUCUGCCAUGGGACGAAAAGACUUAUUGCAAGACCUCUACGUUUCUCAAUUGAAGAAUUAUAAGCCUGCUCCACAAGCACAAGACGCUCAUGUCGGUUUAGUCCGUAAUUAUACAGCUCCAUCUCCUCCUCAAGCACCGGCACUACCAACCGACUUAGCUUCCGAGUUGGCGAAAUUCGAUUCUGAAGAACCUAUCAUCGGUCAGACUUCCGCAACUCCGAAGAAAGAAGAAGAAGGGGAGAGCGCUGAUGCUUUUUUGACGUUUUUGGAGAAAGAUCAACCCAAAGAGGAGGUACAUCAUUAA